Biomphalaria glabrata is the source of this 4087-nucleotide messenger RNA. RefSeq lists its product as uncharacterized. Bases 150 to 2876 code for a protein of 908 amino acids. The record is from RefSeq and is a predicted model, not a curated record. The transcript is spliced from 5 exons. NCBI's taxonomy places the organism in Eukaryota, Metazoa, Mollusca, Gastropoda, Planorbidae.
UUUUUUCGUAGAUUAAAAAUUACAAUUCAUUGUCAUCAUUGAAAAAUAAACAAAUGUCAACAAAAAUGUGAACCACUUCAAUGAUUAAAGUUGUCCACACAACGAAACCCAAGUGUUUAUAUUAGCUUUAGUUGGCAGACGUGUCCAACAUGAACUGUUAUGAAGCUCCAAUAGGAACGGAACAGGAAUGGCGCGAACGUCUGAAUGCAGGGAAACUCAAUCAAAGCAUCAAUCAUAAGAUUCACUUAUACAGCUACCUGCGUGAUUUGCCUGCCAAGCAGCUGAUCUAUCCGCUAGACCAGCGGGAGGACACAUGUGAGCUCUUCGACGUACAGAGCGCUGGCCUACCGGAGGAGGACAAAUUACAGGAUCUGUUCCUGUCUCCGGUCAUUUUGGAAGACUACACUAGACCGCCCCAAGCCAUCCAGGAAAUGCCACCCCUGUAUUUCCAACCCGCUGAGUUCUUUGACUAUGUACUUAGUGACAAGUGGACAGGGGCGACAAGUCUUCGUGUUGUGGGUGGCGAGCUACUGGCACUUCUCCUGGCGGCCAUCACAGACUUGGAAGUCUAUCGCAAAAUAAACCCUCACGAGCUGCGAGCUAACCUCAACAGCAGACGUCUGUGCCAGUCACGUGACGAUGAGGCUCCAGAGAUGGUGUACGAAAAACUUGACGUUGAGCUGAUCUAUUACGAAAAGGCUGAAAUGUCAAACCUCCCUUUGGAGAUAGUGGAACAGAGAGAUCCCUUAGCUUCUCCCAAAACGCAAGUGUUACCAAGAGAAGUUGUUCAUUUACCGUACGUCUAUACAAAGCACAAAGUGAACAAAUACCAACAACUCUGUCCCGAAGAGAAUAUUCAGCCUAAAGACGUCAUUGCCAAGCUAGAGGAAGAACUGAACGUUGCAAAGGAAAAAAGGGCGUUAGCGAUCGCCAGUGCCUUGGCCAACGAAAAACUCAUGCUGUCUAAGGACAGUAAAAAAACUGCUUUGGCUAAGUCUGUGGAGCCAACAAAAGACUUGAAAAGCAAUCAAGACUCUAGUGGCCCCCCGGGGACUUACAACGAAACGAUUGAUUACAUUGCGGACGAUCCCAAUCUCGUCAGGACCGAGUUUAAAAAACCGAAAUCCAAGUUAAAGCUAGACACUAAAAGUACUAGCGUCAUUGAACCGAUGUCAAAUCAGCCAUCCAAACCGCUGACUCCCAUUGCCUCUUUUGCCGCCAUGGAGGGUGCGAGUCUCGAAGAAUUGCAGAGAGAUGAUUCGGAGCAUUCUUUAGAGUCCUACUCUGCUUCCAUUGAGGGCAUACAACAAGAGGACUCAGAAUCCAACUGGGAAAUGUUAAAUCUGACCCGCAGAGAGCUUUAUGUCUCCGGGCUCUAUGAGGGGAGAGAAUCAAACUUCGUCUCAUGCGAAGAGAAGCUAAAGGCGCGAGGAAGAAUUCGCAAAAAAAUCCAAAUGGAAAAAGAAAAAGAAAUUUUUGAAGACAUGCUUGCUAAAGCUAAAACAGACUUGACUAAGAAUUUUAAAAGUUUGUCUCUGAAAAGAGAAUUUCAAAAGUCCAUGCAACCAAAAAGUCUUAAAUUUUGUCCGGACGUUCAUCGCCAAGAAUGGAGUGACUUCUUGAGAGAGCACGAAGACUGCGAGAUGCAGAUGGCCAAAAAGAGCGACUUUGAAGAACAAGUUUUGAAGCGUCUACAGACGCAGGUUGUCAGGCCUAAACGCGAGGACAUUAAGUCUGAUAGCAAGGUAAAUAAAAGCAAAGUGGAUAAAGGUAAAGGAUUUAAAAAGACAGAAGAUGAAAGUGAAAAAGUCAAAAGAGACGAAAAUGUGAAUCAUUUAGACGUUCAGUUUAACUGCAGUGAGGAGAGACAUCCAUGGAACUAUAGGCCGAAAGUUAACGAAGAAAGCACUGUAUGGAAUAUAAAUGAUUGGAAGAAUAUUUUACCUCUUUUGACCUCAUGGAGGGUACAUUUGGACUACGGAGUUCCGUUUUACGGACUUCACAACACCGCUUUUCAAGCCCGACGUUUACAUAAUGUAUAUUUGUCUAAAUCUGAAAAAGUCAAGUCAGAUACUGAUUCCAAAAAGGGCCUUUGGAAUCAAGGAACCGUUCGGUUUAAAAAGAGGACUAAGACUUUCAGUCAUUCAAGACGGAGACGUUUCAAAUCUUUAAAUCGAAAAAGCACAGCCGUGACAUGUCCAAGAAUAGUCAACGGGCAGCUCAAUGAGACUAAACAGACCAGACAUAAGGAGUUCUCGACUUUGGGGCGCAACCAAAACAACAAUAUGCAAAAUGAAGAGGAAAUAACUCCUGGCAGUAUCACCGUCAGUCAGUCUUCGUUAGGGGAGCUAACACAAAGUGUCUUAGAAGAAAAGAGAAGCUCAGCGUCGCGCAGAGAUCCAGGGGACAUUGGGAGCGAGGCCCUGCACUCGGAAACUGCUAGCGAGGCACGUUUGAAGGGUUGGAGUGCCCAGGAGCUUCCUCCGCUCAGGCUAACCAUCUCAUCACAACUUAAGCUUUACAACUUCGACUGCUCAUGUCCAGAAUGCACGAGCCAGGCUGCGUUUUUAGACGCUUUCAAGAUAGACCCGCAUUUUGAACCGGUAAACGGUUACCCACUGACACUUGGUCAGUUGAGAAAGGACUUUAAAUUUUUAGCGUAUAAAGAUUGCAAGCCUUCUCUGAAUCUUGGUGAAGAGAUGAAAUGUGAUGCCUUCCGUAGGCUGGGAACUAAGGAUGUAGCAGAUCGACUGCUGUCCAUGAUAAACAAAUUUGUCAUACGUAAAGAAAUUUUAUCCACCAGCCUGGGGCAGACGUUCGUUACUGUCACAUUCACCAGACCGAAUGUCAUUCUCGGAAUGACCUCAUAUCUGUAAGUCCUACAGCGACACCCCGUGGGGGGGGGGGGGGGGUGAGGCAAUCAAUGAGAAAUACAAACAUUAAUGAUGAAAACUUACAAUUAGGUACGUAGUAGUGAAUCUAGGUGAGCAAUUAGUGAAUCUGCUGGCUAGAAGUGAACCUAGUUGACCUACAAGUGAAAACAUGUAAUUUUGUUUUUCGGUCAGUCAAAGAAAUAGAUAUUUUAACCAACUAGAAAAUAAACAUUAAAAUUAUUUCUAUUUUUCAGUGAUAUGUGUAAAAGAAAAAAGUCAAUACAAACGUUAUCCAGUGAAUACAAUUAUGCUAAAUUUGUAAAAAUUGAAAAAAACACAAUUAUGACUUAUUUAUUUAUUUCAAUAACAAAUUGAGUUAGAGUUAUGAAAAUAUUUGAUAACCAAAUAACAAAAAAGAAUUCGAAAUAAUUUGCUUUUACAUGGAACAUCAUUGAUAGUUCUCUCUUGGUCUUCCUCUUGAAACUGUGCCAGACAAUCAGGUCACGUGAAUUAUUUUAUUUUCCCAAUAAAUAAUUAUAGUGCAAUAUAGUGUAGAGAGAUAGAUGGGUACAACAGAAGUGCCCAACAGGUGUCUGUGCCCACUCCAUAAAAAGGUUUGCGGGCCGUGGAAGGAAGAAAAAGACGAAAAUAAAGAAGGACUGAUUUAAUUUGAGGGCUAGAAAAUUGUGUCCGCUGUGGAGUAGCGUUGUAAGGCGUGCCGUUUUAUUGGUGAUUUUAAGUGUUCAAGGCGAUAUACACAUACAACAACUUCGUUGUCCAAGAUGAGCACGUUUCUCAAUUCCUAUAGACUCGACGAUGGAUGUCAUGGGAGAUGAGAAUGUGGCUUGCGCGAUGAAAAUUUAUUAAAGUAUUAUUUAAACAGUAGCGUAGCACGAGUAUCAAGGAGUAGCUAUGCGCUCUUAGAUUUGUAAAAGCGGCUUCAUUAAAAGAUACAGUGGGGUAAUUCUAAAUAAGGUGCUUCUCUAGAUCUAUGGCCGACAGAAGAUAAUUAUGUUAAGAGUGAACUAAGCUGUGAAUAGCGAUAGUUCUUCUUUCAAAUUGUUCUGCAGGAAGAGGCGUUUUAUUAGAAAAUAUUCUGUGUAUAUGUGGCGGGUGGGCAUAAUAGUGCAGAGAGAAAAGGCCUAACAGGUUACAAGUGUUUGUGCUUACUUUAUCAUAGAGGGAUGCGGGCCCUUCAUUUUAAGGAUGAAAGA